This is a messenger RNA of Eleginops maclovinus (Patagonian blennie), 1457 nucleotides long. It is a transcript of the gene mzt2b, whose product is annotated as mitotic spindle organizing protein 2B. Lineage: Eukaryota; Metazoa; Chordata; Actinopteri; Perciformes; Eleginopidae. Bases 171 to 650 code for a protein of 159 amino acids. Gene Ontology annotation, cellular component: centrosome; spindle. The transcript is spliced from 4 exons. The record is from RefSeq and is a predicted model, not a curated record.
GCAAAGCAGUUUAUGACGACACUGGUUGUCUUAUAUUGAUGACGUAUUAUUGACGGGACUCGCCUGGAACUAGCAAGAGGGACAGUUUUAGCUAACGGUUCUAUACUCUUACUAAACUGUCAACUAAUAACUGUUUGUUUAACGAUCCUCGUCCCCACACGGUAUCAGUGAUGUCUCAACAGACGGUCCCCUCCGCCCCGGACUCCCCCGCGCUGCUGGUCACCAUCAACGUGCAGAAAUAUGCUAUCAAGAAGAAGAAGGUCCUCAGUGCUGAGGAGGCUGAGCUGUUCGAGCUGACCCAGGCUGCAGGGAUCACUAUGGACCAGGAGGUCUUCAAGAUCAUAGUGGAUCUGCUAAAGAUGAAUGUGGCUCCUCAAGCAGUCUUCCAGACUCUGAAGGCGAUGUGUGCAGGUCAGAGGGUCGCUGAGAGCUGCGGUGUUGGGGAAUCAUCAACUGCCCCCCACACCACCAGCAUCACCACAGCACCGACUGAGGCCAGAGCAGUGCGCAGUAAGGCUGCAGCGAGCCACAGUGAGAAGAGCCGAGAGGCCUCCAGCCAGCGGGUGCAGCGGCAGCCCAGCGCCACCAGAGGGCCGAAGACGAAGAGCUCCGGCAGCAGCAGCUCCUCCUCACAGAUAAACUCCACAUGAGCCUCAGUUCAACAUGAGACCGUUUGUAAAUAAGUAGUUUUCUGUACAAUUAACUUAUCUUUAUGUUUUACAGAGUGAUGUUUUUUAAAGGGUUGUUUCUCCCAAAUGACAAAAUGAACAGAUAUUGGAUCCUUGGUUUCAAGAUAACGGUUGGCCCAUCAUUACAUGGGAGUUGAAUUAAUUUUUGUUGCUGCUGAUAACUGUAUUUAUUCACACUCAUAUUUUCACAGUAUUUUAGCCUUUACUUGUUAACGUUUUGGCUAAUUGGCACAGUUAAAAGUAUGCUGAAUCAUUAAUUAGCAGUUGCUAUUUAGAGUGUAGUCAUGGGCAUAAAGAAAACUAUCACUGGAUUACUUUAAACUGAAAAUAUUCCAAGGCAAGUUCAGGAGUUAUAAAGCUAAUUUCAGUCACACAGGAAACAAAAGUGAAUCAAGUCUGUGUGUAACAAGUAUGACUUUUUUUAAAUCUCAGUUCCAAUGAAAACUAUUUACAAUGAGCUAGAAAUUGUAAAACCUUGGGAAAUUAAAUAAAGUCAGCUGACUAGAUAGAGUUUACUAGAGAGUACUUUUUGUUUGUAUUUUGGGUAAAGCAAUCCUUUAAAACUAUGUAAGGUAGUCCUCAUGUCUCCUCAUCUUUUGUUCUGGCAGGUGUUACAGUGAGGAGAGCCUUUUGUUGCAAUGUAACUUUUAAGAGUCUGACAGAAAAAACAAAGAAAUAUUUGAGUGUUUCUACUCAACUGGAAAUGUCUAUAUUCAAUGUUCAACUUUUUUAUAAAAUGAAUAAUCUUUAAUAAAUCCAUAAUCCACA